AUGUCAGAAACCUUCCAAGAGCUCGCCGAUAUCCCCAAGGACUUCGUCAGGGAUGGCAUGCUAUUCAUGAACCGAUGUACUAAACCUGACAAGCGAGAAUUUCUCAAGAUCAGCCAGGCAGUUGGCUUCGGGUUCCUCAUCAUGGGCGCCAUCGGCUACUUUAUUAAACUGAUACAUAUCCCCGUUAACAAUAUCCUUGUCGGGGGCGCAUGA
Messenger RNA from Paracoccidioides brasiliensis Pb18, 213 nucleotides. RefSeq names its product protein translocase SEC61 complex gamma subunit, archaeal and eukaryotic. Gene Ontology annotation, molecular function: transmembrane protein transporter activity. Gene Ontology annotation, cellular component: Ssh1 translocon complex; membrane. The transcript has 3 exons. The record is from RefSeq and is a predicted model, not a curated record. The coding region runs from base 1 to 213 and encodes 70 amino acids. Gene Ontology annotation, biological process: protein targeting; post-translational protein targeting to membrane, translocation.